This is a messenger RNA of Vitis riparia (riverbank grape), 727 nucleotides long. RefSeq lists its product as uncharacterized. The transcript is spliced from 2 exons. Bases 2 to 409 code for a protein of 135 amino acids. Lineage: Eukaryota; Viridiplantae; Streptophyta; Magnoliopsida; Vitales; Vitaceae. The record is from RefSeq and is a predicted model, not a curated record.
CAUGAUGAAGUCUCCUCUUGCUUUCUUGGCGAUUUUCUCACUUCUCCUUUUGUACAACACUGUAGAUGGAAGAAAACACCCAGAGGAAUACUGGACUAGAGGGAGAAAUCUGAGGAUGCGGGUGCCCAUGAGAAAGGUCACUAAGCAAAAGCCAGAAAUUAUUCUUUCCAUUGACGAAUUCAAGUAUCACAAUGCUGCUACAGACGCUGAGAAUGAAGCUGAGGAGAAACCUCUUGGCACCUCCUCUGAACCAGUUGGCAGUGGUAGAGAUGGCGGUGGCGAUCUUAAAGAAGAGGAGCCUCUUGGCACCUCCUCUAAACCAGUUGGCAGUGGUGGUGGUACCGGUGGUGGCGACCAAGUACACAAACAUCUUUUUAAGCAAUAUGGACCAAAAGCUCCUGCGAAUUAAUAUAAAUACCGUGUGCAAGUGUACUGUCAUGGAUGAUAAUAUUUGAAUGGAAGAUAUGUGAAAUGAUCUCUAUCCUCUUAUGGUCAUUCAGGGUCCGGCAACACUACAAACAUGUAUUUCACAACUUAAUCUCAUUUCUCUGUAUUCAUCUACCUGUAUGUCUUGUUUCUUGGUAUGACCUAUGUAUUUUGCAACUUAAUCUUAUUUGCCUGUACUCAUCUACCUUUGUGUCUAGUCACAUGGUAUGUAUGCUCGUUUGUACUCAUCUACCUUUAUGUCUGGUCACGUGGUAUGUAUCCUCGUCUGUUCUCAUAUAUG